Molecule: messenger RNA, 759 nt
Organism: Schistocerca americana (American grasshopper)
Lineage: Eukaryota; Metazoa; Arthropoda; Insecta; Orthoptera; Acrididae
Product: forkhead box protein L2-like
Exons: 5
Coding region: 1-759 (252 amino acids)
Biological process (GO): anatomical structure morphogenesis; regulation of transcription by RNA polymerase II; cell differentiation
Molecular function (GO): DNA-binding transcription factor activity, RNA polymerase II-specific; RNA polymerase II cis-regulatory region sequence-specific DNA binding
Source: RefSeq, a predicted model, not a curated record
AUGGUUCGGGAGAGGAGCGGCACUGUGGCGGUGCCGGCUCGCCCGGUGCUGCCCACGAGGGCGACGCUGUCGGAGAUCAACGCCUACAUCGUGAGUCGCUUUCCCUACUACGAGCACAAGAAAGGCUGGCAGAACUCGAUUCGCUACAACCUCUCGCUGCACAGGUGCUUCGUCAAAGUGCCGCCGGAGGGCGGCAACAGCAGAGGCAACUGCCGGAGUGGCUACCGCAAAGGCAACUACUGGAUGCUCGACCCGAAAUAUGAGGCAAUGUUCGAGAACGGCAACUUCCGACGUAACGGGCGCGUGAAGUGGUCGCCUUGGAGGUGUCCCGGGGCGGCGACCUCCUCCGCACUGCCCUCGGGCACCGGUGCCGUCUACCGCCCACACUACGCGCACCGGAACGACCGCCAGCAGCCGGUGGCACCCCAGUUGCAGGGCGCCCCCGUCGCGUUACUCUUGGGGCCCGCGCAGCUCCAGGCAGCAGCUCCUGCCGAGAGCGGGGGCGGAGACUUCGGCACCGGAGACGGAGCCGUAUCACCUCACGCGACCCUGCCAAACGCGGCGUACGAGCAGAGGUCUAUUCAACCUUCUGAUGGGAAUGACAGUGCUUCAUUUGAAGAAAGUAAUCACCAAGAUGUGGCACCUGAUGAUGUGGUUGUGGAGCAAGAGAAGCCAACACCCUUCAUCAGUUUUUCCUCAGGAAACGAGAGUUGGAUACAGGUUACAAAGGGCUUUGAAGUACGAAGGAACUUCAUUUAG